Homo sapiens (human) is the source of this 2733-nucleotide messenger RNA. RefSeq names its product HGF activator (gene HGFAC). The record is from RefSeq and is a predicted model, not a curated record. NCBI's taxonomy places the organism in Eukaryota, Metazoa, Chordata, Mammalia, Primates, Hominidae. Bases 1050 to 2666 code for a protein of 538 amino acids. Gene Ontology annotation, cellular component: rough endoplasmic reticulum; extracellular region; cytoplasm. The transcript is spliced from 14 exons. Gene Ontology annotation, biological process: proteolysis. Gene Ontology annotation, molecular function: serine-type endopeptidase activity; peptidase activity.
CACAGUGGUUCACUCACCCCUCCUCCCACCUCGGCAGCCCUGGGAUGUCGCUGCUGACUCAGGAGGAACCCGAGGUGCCGUAGCGGCUGCUCCAAUAUUGCAGAAGAGGUUCCUCAGGCAGCUCUGCCCACAGCCCCAAGUCACGAAUUCCGUGACUCCAGCUCCAUCCCAGGCCCCAGGGUACCUGGCCCAGGGUUGUGCUGCCGCAGACUUGGCCUGUACCAUCCAGGCGGCGGUGGGGAGCUGGGGUUGGAAAGGCUUCUUGGAGUGGACUCCUGGGUCUGUCUGGGAGACGGGGAGGAAGGGACACUCUGAACAUCACCAGGGGCUGCUGGGGGGCCCUGGCCACCCCCAGAGUCAGAACAGGCAGGUGGGGCAGGAUCUCAGGUCAUCCUAUGCUACACUCAGCCAUUGCGUGGCCCCUCUCCUCCCUGUGCCUGGCCUUUUGGCCAGCCCUGGGGCCACCGAGAGGAUGCAGCACCGAACCCUCCAGGAGCCCCCAGUGCUGCCGUCUGUGGGACAGGGACAAUCCCAUCCCCACUGCUACUGUCUGUGCUGUGCUGGGCACAGAGCUGGACACCUCCAAGGCCCAGCGCCCGUAGUGGCUCUCAUCAUGGACAAUUCACAGGCAGAUGGUGGCCAGCUCUGUGGCCUGCAGGGACUGGGAGCGGCGCCAGACCAUCUAGGCCCCAACCUAUCUGCAUUAUCCUGGAAGACUUCCUGGAGGAGGCUUCUAAGCUGAGGCCCAAGGACCAUGUCAGGUCUAGGACUAGGACCAGUGCAGGCCGAGGCCAGAGAGACAGCUGGGCUUCCAGAACCGUACGGAGUCCCCAGAACCUAAUGCCACAGCGACCCCUGCGAUCCCCACUAUCCUGGUGACCUCUGUGACCUCUGAGACCCCAGCAACAAGUGCUCCAGAGGCAGAGGGACCCCAAAGUGGGGGGCUCCCGCCCCCGCCCAGGGCAGUUCCCUCGAGCAGUAGCCCCCAGGCCCAAGCACUCACCGAGGACGGGAGGCCCUGCAGGUUCCCCUUCCGCUACGGGGGCCGCAUGCUGCAUGCCUGCACUUCGGAGGGCAGUGCACACAGGAAGUGGUGUGCCACAACUCACAACUACGACCGGGACAGGGCCUGGGGCUACUGUGUGGAGGCCACCCCGCCUCCAGGGGGCCCAGCUGCCCUGGAUCCCUGUGCCUCCGGCCCCUGCCUCAAUGGAGGCUCCUGCUCCAAUACCCAGGACCCCCAGUCCUAUCACUGCAGCUGCCCCCGGGCCUUCACCGGCAAGGACUGCGGCACAGAGAAAUGCUUUGAUGAGACCCGCUACGAGUACCUGGAGGGGGGCGACCGCUGGGCCCGCGUGCGCCAGGGCCACGUGGAACAGUGCGAGUGCUUCGGGGGCCGGACCUGGUGCGAAGGCACCCGACAUACAGCUUGUCUGAGCAGCCCUUGCCUGAACGGGGGCACCUGCCACCUGAUCGUGGCCACCGGGACCACCGUGUGUGCCUGCCCACCAGGCUUCGCUGGACGGCUCUGCAACAUCGAGCCUGAUGAGCGCUGCUUCUUGGGGAACGGCACUGGGUACCGUGGCGUGGCCAGCACCUCAGCCUCGGGCCUCAGCUGCCUGGCCUGGAACUCCGAUCUGCUCUACCAGGAGCUGCACGUGGACUCCGUGGGCGCCGCGGCCCUGCUGGGCCUGGGCCCCCAUGCCUACUGCCGGAAUCCGGACAAUGACGAGAGGCCCUGGUGCUACGUGGUGAAGGACAGCGCGCUCUCCUGGGAGUACUGCCGCCUGGAGGCCUGCGAAUCCCUCACCAGAGUCCAACUGUCACCGGAUCUCCUGGCGACCCUGCCUGAGCCAGCCUCCCCGGGGCGCCAGGCCUGCGGCAGGAGGCACAAGAAGAGGACGUUCCUGCGGCCACGUAUCAUCGGCGGCUCCUCCUCGCUGCCCGGCUCGCACCCCUGGCUGGCCGCCAUCUACAUCGGGGACAGCUUCUGCGCCGGGAGCCUGGUCCACACCUGCUGGGUGGUGUCGGCCGCCCACUGCUUCUCCCACAGCCCCCCCAGGGACAGCGUCUCCGUGGUGCUGGGCCAGCACUUCUUCAACCGCACGACGGACGUGACGCAGACCUUCGGCAUCGAGAAGUACAUCCCGUACACCCUGUACUCGGUGUUCAACCCCAGCGACCACGACCUCGUCCUGAUCCGGCUGAAGAAGAAAGGGGACCGCUGUGCCACACGCUCGCAGUUCGUGCAGCCCAUCUGCCUGCCCGAGCCCGGCAGCACCUUCCCCGCAGGACACAAGUGCCAGAUUGCGGGCUGGGGCCACUUGGAUGAGAACGUGAGCGGCUACUCCAGCUCCCUGCGGGAGGCCCUGGUCCCCCUGGUCGCCGACCACAAGUGCAGCAGCCCUGAGGUCUACGGCGCCGACAUCAGCCCCAACAUGCUCUGUGCCGGCUACUUCGACUGCAAGUCCGACGCCUGCCAGGGGGACUCAGGGGGGCCCCUGGCCUGCGAGAAGAACGGCGUGGCUUACCUCUACGGCAUCAUCAGCUGGGGUGACGGCUGCGGGCGGCUCCACAAGCCGGGGGUCUACACCCGCGUGGCCAACUAUGUGGACUGGAUCAACGACCGGAUACGGCCUCCCAGGCGGCUUGUGGCUCCCUCCUGACCCUCCAGCGGGACACCCUGGUUCCCACCAUUCCCUGCCUUGCUGACAAUAAAGAUAUUUCCAAGAA